UCAGAGGAGGCGGGCCCAUCGCCCAUCAGGAAGUCGAAGAGCCGCUCGCUCGAGUGUCACCGUCAGUGAGUGAAAAGAAGAAGAUGAAGACGUGGUGGUUUGCUCUCCUGCUGCUGUCGGUCGUCUCUGCCCAAGAUGUCUCUCAGCCAAGCAUCCUGCUGAACUCGCGGCCCGUGCGCAACCAGUCGGAGGCGACGUUGACGGCGGGCUCGCCUCUCAGCCUCAGCUGCCGCGGCGACGCCCCCUUGCGCUGGUCCAGCGCGGCGUUGCUCUCGCCGGCGCGCGGCGUCGGCGGCGGCGAGCUGAAGGUGGGCCGCGCCCGACCGAGACACACGGGGACGUAUCGCUGCGCGUACGCCCAGCGCGGCCUCCGACACCUUCACGCCUCGGUGCACGUCUACGUCCGAGAUCCGGCGUCGCCCUCCGACGUCUUCGUCACGCCCCACUUCACGCCCGACGUCAAAGAGGGCGACGACUUCCUGUUCCGCUGCCUGCUCACCGACCCGUCAUUCGGCAACCUAACCCUCCGAGUGGAGGAGGAGGAGGAGGAGGAGGAGCGGGCUAGGGGGCGGGGCCGGGACCUGCCCCCGGGCAUGAAGGUGAGCGCGGACCCCCGCGCGGGGGUCCUCAUUCACAAAGUGGACAGGAAGUUCAACGGACGCUACGUCUGCGCCGCCUGGAACGGCAACAAGACGCGCGCGACCUCCAACGCGCUCCACCUCAUCGUCACGCCCAGACAGCGUCAUCCUCCCGAGGUGUCGCUGAAUCAGAGCGAGUUUUUCCGCGUGGUGGGGGAAACCUUUGCGGUGACGUGCAUGGGGAGUAACCCCUCCCUCCUCUACAACGUCUCCUGGACGGCCCCCAAAGUGGAGGCCGCGAGCACCCGCCUGUCGCAGCGCUACGACGGCAAGCGCCUUUACAUCAACAACACGCUGACCCUCGCCGCCGUGGGCCCGCGGCACAGCGGACGCUACACGUGCACGGCCGGCAACGAGGCCGGCAAUGCCACCGCGACGGCCAGGCUGCGCGUCUUAGGCGCCCCCUUCCUGACCGCCUUCCUGGAGCGGCGCACCGACGCCCCGAGCGGCGCCAACGCGAGCGCCAAAGGCGACGCGGGCGACGAGCCGUCGACGAGCGAGCGGGAAGCGCUGGCCAACCUGAGCUUGGACGCGGCGGCGGCCCGGCGGCUCAACGGCAGCCGCACGGUGGACGUGCUGGAAGGCGGCGACGUGGCCUUGAGCGUGACGCUGGAAGCGUACCCGCCGCUCUCCGGCCUCCGAUGGAGCACGCCGACGCCGGCCAACCGCGGCGCGGCGCACGCGCUGAGCUACGCGGCCAACGGCUACAGGUCCCGAGCCAGCCUGCUGCUGCGUCGCGUGCGCGACGAGGAGAAAGGUCGCUACGCGCUGCACUUCGUUAACGCCCUCGUGAGCGGCUCCUUCAACUUUGACCUGCGCGUUCUUCGCGCUCCCCGGGGCGUCAUCACGAUGGAGAACGACACCCUGACCUGCAGCGGUUCCGGUUUCCCGCCGCCCACCCUCUCGUGGUCCCAAUGCAGCGGUUUCGUGGAAACGUGCGGCGACGUCGCGGUCGAAGGCCCCGAGGACGUGGACGCGCGGGAGGGGGAGGAGCCGAAGAAACAGCUGGCCCUCCCGCGGGCGCCGGAUGACAACAUCACCAUCGAGUGCGUGUCCACCAACAGCGUGGGACGCUCGCGAGAUGUCUUCUUCCUGCUUUCCACGGGUCCCGGCGGGCGCAGCGUGCCGGCAUCGCCCCCGACGGUGGCCUUGGGGGCCGCCGCCCUCUUGCUCCUCCUGCUCGCCGUCAUCCUGGUCUGGAGGAUCAGACGGCAACCCAAGUACGAGAUCCGCUGGAAGAUCGUGGAGAGUUGCUCCGGCAACAACUACACCUUUGUGGACCCCAGCCUGCUGCCUUACAACAACCUCAAGUGGGAGUUUCCCCGAGACAAGCUGCGCCUGGGGGGCGUGCUGGGGUCGGGGGCCUUCGGGAAGGUGGUGGAGGCCACGGCCUACGGCCUGGGCAGCCAGGAUGAAACGCGCGUCGCCGUGAAGAUGCUGAAACCGAGCGCUCACUCCGAGGAGCGAGAGGCGCUGAUGAGCGAGCUGAAGAUCCUCAGCCAUCUGGGUUACCACGACAACAUCGUCAACCUGCUGGGAGCCUGCACUCGAGGAGGGCCCAUGCUGAUGAUCACCGAGUACUGUUUCCACGGCGACCUGCUCAACUUCCUGCGCGUGCACGCGCGCCACUUUGCGACGGAGCCGCCCGAGCGCGACGCCAACUACUCCAACGUCAGACUCCGGAGUGACAGCGGCAUCUCGUGUUGUUCCCAAUAUCAGGAAAUGCAAUCGAUGCUUUCCCACUCAGGUGUGGAGCAAAGUGCCUAUUUGUGUGUGAGUGACCUGAUGAGGUUUUCAUACCAGGUGGCUCAGGGCUUGGACUUCCUGUCCACACGAAAUUGCAUCCACAGAGACGUGGCGGCGAGGAACGUCUUGCUGACCGACCGCCGCGUGGCCAAAAUCUGCGACUUUGGUCUGGCGCGAGACAUCCGCAAUGACGACAGCUACAUCGUGCAAGGAAACGCGCGUCUGCCGGUGAAGUGGAUGUCCCCCGAGAGCAUCUUCCAGUGCGUGUACACGGUGCAGAGCGACGUUUGGUCUUACGGCGUCCUGCUGUGGGAAAUCUUCUCCCUGGGGAAGAGUCCUUACCCCAACAUCGCCGUGGAUACCAAAUUCUACAAGAUGAUCAAAGACGGCUGCCACAUGGACCGGCCCGACUUUGCCCCGCCGCAAAUCUACCGGCUGAUGACGUCGUGCUGGAGUUUGGAGCCGACCGAGCGGCCGACGUUCAAGAUGAUUGGUCGGCUGAUGGAAAGGCUCCUCCCCUGCGCCAACAAGGCGGGUCAGAGCGAGCAGCCGACGUACAAAAACAUCGACGAGCGAGGGGAAGAUGAAGAGAGCGAAGAAGCGGACGCUGGAGAUCCCUUGAAGGGGGAGGAGCAAGGGGGGGCCGCGGAAGGCGACCGCUCGAUAAAGAUGACGAAGCUGACCAAGAACAUCUACCAGCUGUCCUGACGCUCCCGUCCGAUGGGCUCCGAUGAACCUUUCUGUCCUCGUCACGGAUGAGCGGCGUAGUGCCGAGAGAACGAUUUUCCCGUGAGCCUUGGCAUCUUGGCUCUUGGUACACGUCGCCGCUGUCGAAUUCCCGCGGCAUCCGUCGCUCAUGUCCUUGAGCCGCGCCGCGCCGGUUUGCAUUACUAGUUAGCAUGAAGCUAGCCGACGUUUGUUGUUAUUGUGCACGCUUUGACGUUUGAAUAGACAAUCUCUGUUUUUCUGCCUCAAUUUCACAGUAAAUUUCAACUGGGGUGAUCCCCCCCCCCC
Messenger RNA from Hippocampus zosterae (dwarf seahorse), 3398 nucleotides. RefSeq names its product colony stimulating factor 1 receptor, b (gene csf1rb). Gene Ontology annotation, molecular function: cytokine binding; macrophage colony-stimulating factor receptor activity; ATP binding. The coding region runs from base 84 to 3092 and encodes 1002 amino acids. The record is from RefSeq and is a predicted model, not a curated record. The transcript is spliced from 22 exons. NCBI's taxonomy places the organism in Eukaryota, Metazoa, Chordata, Actinopteri, Syngnathiformes, Syngnathidae. Gene Ontology annotation, cellular component: signaling receptor complex; CSF1-CSF1R complex. Gene Ontology annotation, biological process: cell surface receptor protein tyrosine kinase signaling pathway; osteoclast differentiation; multicellular organism development.